AACUACAAGUCCCAUAAGCCUUUGCAUACGGACAUCUUAUUUUGGCCAAUCCGUUUUCUCCAAGCCAUCUGCUGAAAGGUUACUUCCGGGCUGUAACGCAUGUGAAAUAAGGUGCUGCUGCUCAAAGACAGAAGAUGCUUUGCCGACACCUGAUGUUUCUUCUGACGCUGGGCUGCAUUUUUGCAGCAGCUGUGGAGGUCCAGCGCCCUCGAGGGGUCUCGCUGUCCAAUCGGCAUUUCUAUGACGAGACAAAGCCUUUUACAUGUUUGGAUGGGUCCAAGACGAUUGCCUUUGACCGAGUUAAUGAUGACUACUGUGACUGCAAGGAUGGCUCUGAUGAACCAGGAACAUCUGCAUGUCCCAAUGGCAAUUUCCACUGCACCAAUGUUGGUUACAAGCCGCAGUUCAUCCCGUCGUCGCGUGUCAAUGAUGGCGUUUGUGAUUGCUGUGAUGCCACUGAUGAGUAUAAUAGCGGUGCUGUAUGUCCGAAUACAUGCAAAGAGAUGGGCCGCAAGGAGAGAGAGAGCUUGCAGCAGAUGGCAGAAAUUGCCCGGGAAGGCUUCCAGCUGAAGCAGCGACUUAUUGAAGAAGCUAAAAGGAGGCUAGAGGAGAAAGAAAAAAAGCUUGUUGAACUGAAGGAAGGCAAAAUUCAGAAGGAAGAGCAGCUGGAAGCUCUGCGUACAGUUAAAGAGACAGCGGAGAAACCAGAAAAGGAGGCCCGCGACAGACAUCAGGGUGCUUGGGAAGAACAAAAGGCAAUUAUUCAGAAGGAAAAGGAUAGGAGGAGGAUGGCAGAAUCUUUCAGAGAGAUUGAUGAUGAUGGCGAUGGAAUCAUCUCUGUGUCGGAGCUGCAGACACAUGGCGAGCUUGACCCGGAUGCCGAUGGCUCCUUAACUGAAGAAGAGGCACAGACACUAAUGGGAGGUGCCACUCAGACUGACAUGACUGCAUUUGAGGAGGUGGCGUGGAAGAACAUAAAAGAAAAAUACAAACCAGAGUUUGAGGCACAUCCUGAGGCACCUAUGUUGUCAGAGACUCCAGAAGAGAUUGCCAAGGAGCCUCCAAGUGAUUCUGUCCCAGAAGAAGAUGAUGAUGAAGAUGACGAUGGUGAAGAUGAAGUCGAUGAUGAAGAUGACCCUGAAUAUGAUAAGGCACCUCCUGUCGGCCUUCCCAGCCAAAAGACAGAAGAUGAAGAGAGGAUGCCUCCAUAUGAUGAAGAAACCCAAGCACUUAUUGAUGCUGCUCAGAAGGCUCGUGAUGCCUUUGAUGAAGCCGAGAAGUCGCUCCGGGAAGCUGAAGAUCAAAUCAGGGGCUUGGAGAAAGAGAUAUCCUUUGACUUUGGACCCAGUGCUGAAUUCUCCUAUCUUUACAACCAGUGCUAUGAGCUCACCACCAAUGAGUAUGUGUACAAAAUGUGCCCAUUCAGUCGAGUGUCUCAGAAACCAAAAUAUGGAGGCUCAGAGACUAACCUUGGGUCUUGGGGGUCCUGGGCAGGUCCGGAAAACAACAAAUACGCCAUGAUGAAGUUUGAGCAGGGCACUGGCUGCUGGCAAGGACCCAACCGAUCUACCACGGUGAAGCUGAGCUGCGGCAAAGACACGGCUGUCAUCUCGACCACUGAGCCCAGCCGCUGCGAGUACCUGAUGGAGUUCACCACGCCAGCUGUGUGCCGAGAACCGCAGGAGCUGGACCCGCAUCACGAGCUGGACGCCCCCCGUGACGAGCUCUAGCCUCUUGGACCACUUUGGAGGGGGGAGACCCUCGAGGGAGACGGCGUCCAUCUUUCUUUAGCGCUGUAACGUCACGCCUCAGUUUUUUUUUUUUUUUCCCCCAAUUUGAACUUUGUUUCUGCACAUUGAAUUACAGACCACCUGUGUCAAAUCUUGGGGGGGGGGGGGUCACUAAGGACUGUUUUUAAUUUUUAUGAUGUUUGUAUGCUUGCAUUCCAAGAAAAGUCAAUGAAUGAAUUGCACUGAUUUGGGGGAUUGUGCUGGGGGUCCGACGGGCAUCUAUGUCACUGAAAUGACCCACAGUUGUAUUUAAAUGUCUUUUCACCCCCCCAACAUCUCGUGAAGUUUCUUUUCCUCUUUGGUUGUUUUGGUUCUUGUUUCAUUUUAACUUCAUUCACCAAUAAAGUGCAUAAAAUGGACAACUUAA
Molecule: messenger RNA, 2157 nt
Organism: Erpetoichthys calabaricus (reedfish)
Lineage: Eukaryota; Metazoa; Chordata; Cladistia; Polypteriformes; Polypteridae
Gene: prkcsh
Product: protein kinase C substrate 80K-H
Exons: 18
Coding region: 135-1730 (531 amino acids)
Biological process (GO): liver development; N-glycan processing
Cellular component (GO): glucosidase II complex
Molecular function (GO): protein binding; calcium ion binding
Source: RefSeq, a predicted model, not a curated record